Molecule: messenger RNA, 805 nt
Organism: Carassius auratus (goldfish)
Lineage: Eukaryota; Metazoa; Chordata; Actinopteri; Cypriniformes; Cyprinidae
Product: kin of IRRE-like protein 3
Exons: 3
Biological process (GO): cell-cell adhesion; synapse assembly
Cellular component (GO): plasma membrane; cell-cell junction
Molecular function (GO): cell adhesion molecule binding
Source: RefSeq, a predicted model, not a curated record
UUUCUAUGUUCUCGUAUCUGUGACACCUUUCUUUAAGAGGGUUUCAAGAGGUUAUUGCUGACAGCCUUUCCGGGCCACUCAUCUCUAAUGGAGUUCAACUUCAUUUGCUUUAGGUAUUUUUCUGUGUGAAAGAUGCAGUGUUGACAGGCUGAAGAGAGGCCCUUGGUGCACUUCAACAUUGCGCGCUAAUCACACUUGAGUACUUGAGAGUUGUUCAUUGAAUAAAUUCUUUAAAUUAGAUUGUGUAACAUUAAACCACUUCUUAAUGGAUGUCUGUGGAGCUCUAAAGUGGAAUGUUAGUUAAGACAUCCAAGUUUAAGUCUCUUUUUCUGUCUCUUUUGUUUCAGGAGUGAAUGCCAUGUUCGCGCAGCAGCCUCAAGACUUGGUAGUUGUGGCUGGUCAGCCGGUCACGCUCCCCUGCUCUAUCCCUGGUUACCAUGGGGUUGUGCUCUGGAUCAAAGAUGGCCUCGCUUUGGGUGUUGGAAGAGAACUUAUAGGUUACCCUCGCUAUGCUGUGGUCGGGGAUCACGGAACUGGUGAACACCACCUUCGCAUCCAAAGGGUGGAGCUGACGGAUGAUGCUGUGUUCGAGUGUCAGGCCAUCCAGGCUGCCAUGAGGUCUCGUCCAGCUCGACUCACUGUGCUAGUUCCACCUGAUGACCCCGUUAUCAUCGGAGGGCCUGUGGUGAGCCUGAGAGCGGGCGACCCCCUCAAUCUGACGUGUCACGCAGACAAUGCCAAGCCCGCCGCCUCGAUCAUCUGGAUCCGAAAUGGAGAGGUGCUGAACGGAGCCACGUACUCUAAG